Messenger RNA from Aspergillus affinis, 1227 nucleotides. Its product is annotated as heme-dependent oxidative N-demethylase family protein. The record is from RefSeq and is a predicted model, not a curated record. The transcript has 5 exons. NCBI's taxonomy places the organism in Eukaryota, Fungi, Ascomycota, Eurotiomycetes, Eurotiales, Aspergillaceae. The coding region runs from base 1 to 1227 and encodes 408 amino acids.
AUGCCCUUUGACCUCCUCCAUCUCCGCAUCGGCUCUUAUCGUAUCCAAGACAUCACCGCCAUUCUCCUCCUCUCGGUCCUCGUCACCUCUCUCAUCGUACGCUUCAUCCAAAAGAGAUUACAAUUAUCUACUCGAUCAUCGACGACGAAUCUCGAGCAUAAAUCGUCCGAGAGGAAACCAGGAGAAUGGAUCCCCUCCGACUUCAAACGACCCCCUGCAUCACCGUACCCAGACUGGGACGUGCACACCACCAAACCGAUCCCAUAUCGGCCUUUUCGAUACGGGCCGAAAUACUUCAUCACCAUGGGACUCCGAAGCAUGAACUGGGACGAGUGGAUCGAACUCGAUAAUCACUACAUUCGCUACCACGCCGAUAAAGCCCAGCGCAUUAAAGGUCGAGGCUCGAAGUGCUGUCGGACCGCGCCCGAGGCCAUGGAUGCGGCGAUUGAGCUGUUGGAGGAAUUAACAAACUACCUCCCCGAACGCUACCCAACCCUCUUCCACCGCACGCCCACCGGCCUCACCAACCUCCUCACCCACGAAACCUUCAACACCACAACGCUUCCCCUCCCCGAAGACCCGAUGACGAUCUGCGCGCGCCUCAUCCAAGACGACAUCGCAAUCAUGAUCGAGCGCCCCGACGGAGACUACUACCUCCUCGCCGGCGCAGUCCUCCUCGCCGGCUUCUGGCGCCUCGAAGACAAAUACGGUCUGCGUUUGUCCGAAAUCCACACGACCGGCAACGUGCCGGGCUACAAAACCAAGCUCGAAAAGGGGAUGAUGAAUUUCUUCCGGCGCCUGAAACCGUCCGACCCGGUGGUGAGGAAUAACUAUUUCAUCCAGGUCGAUGAACACCUGCCUUGGUCGAGUAGUAUCGGCGACGAGGAUAGCGAUGGCGUGGGGUGGAAUACGGCGGAGAAGAACAAGGCGAUAGAGAAUCAUUUCUUUAGGUCGGAGAGGCAGUCGCUACGGCGGUUGCCGAGGUCCGGGGGGGUGGUUUUUACGAUACGGACGUAUUUUGAGCCUGUGGUGGAGGUCGCGAAGGAGGAUUAUGUGCCGGGGAGGUUGGCGAGUGCGGUACGGAGUUGGGGGGAUGAUGUUGCUGUUUAUAAGGGGAGGGAGAGGUAUGGAGAGGUGUUGUUGGAGUAUUUGGAUCGGAUGCAUGAGGAGCAAGUUAAGAAUGGGUUGGAUGUCGAGGGGGAGGAGAAGAGGAAGUAUCCUUUUUGA